Suillus clintonianus is the source of this 5121-nucleotide messenger RNA. RefSeq lists its product as uncharacterized. The coding region runs from base 111 to 5072 and encodes 1653 amino acids. The transcript has 7 exons. NCBI's taxonomy places the organism in Eukaryota, Fungi, Basidiomycota, Agaricomycetes, Boletales, Suillaceae. The record is from RefSeq and is a predicted model, not a curated record.
CUCUGCCUCGUUUGAUUUCUGCUCGUCGACGACAACCAAAAGUUGGUUUGUCUACACUAUCAAGCUUACAGGCUCAGCAAAACUGACUAUCGGCGUCUUGGGACGCGUAUAUGGCCAAUAUCGACAACUCAGACACGGGGCUAACUGUAAAUCAUGCAGGAGAGGAACCUGCUAAUGUGUUGUUGAGUUCAUCCAAUGUCUCUGAAGAACAUUCUGUAGUCGCAGCUUGUCCUCUCAAGACUUCAAGUUCACCUCCAUUGAUCUCACCUACAAGCUCAUCAGCUCACUCUCGCAUUCAACCGCCUCUUCCUCCUUCAGAUUCAUCGUUUGCCGCCCCACAUCCAAAGAAAUUUACUUCUGUGAAUAUAAACAAGAAGUUUCUACAGAAGAACUCGUCCUCCUCAGGGUCUGCUACCACGUCAUUGAACCACGUACCUGUCGUCAAGUCUGGCAGUCCAGCUCCUAUCCGACCUGUUGCUCCACCAAUAAGCUCCCAUUCGCGGCUCGUGACCACCAAGCUCACAGCAGCGCCUGUUUUAUCAACAACAACUGGUCCAGGUUGGUCGCGUCCAUCAUCCGCGACACCACCUGUCUCUUCAACACCAUCUACUUCAUCCAAUGGACCCAUUCCGCAACCCCUUCCGCAUACCGCUGCACCAGCGCCCAUUCCCGCCCCAGCUGCCCCGCAGCUCCCCGUCGCUGGCAAAGUCAUUCAACCACAACCACGAGCUAUUGCAUCGACUUCAUCCGCCACGGCUAAGAAGGAUACUGCGUCCAAACCAGCUUGGGGACAUCCGAAAGUCGUUGCACCAGUCCUGUUUCUGGACAGCGCAGGCCCUUCAGACUUUCCUACUGCUGCAGAAGUUGCUCAUGGCCGACCAUCACCCAAAGUCGCUGAAUCUCCGAAGCCCUCUGAUGCUCCCCAUUCAAAAACUGUGACGCUAGAAGAAGCUGAUGCAUUCCGAGGUGUUCACCUUGAUCCAAACACCCACCACUGGGACGAGAUGGAAGAAGACGACGACCAUUUUCUUGACGGAGUCAUUGAAUUCGGCGACGGAAGACAGUACAAGAUAUCACCAGCUGAAGCUAGUGCACAAAAUGCACCAUCACCUGAUCCAGCUACAGAUUCUCUCGAGUCCCACCCAGAGGUUGUCGACGGCGGUAAAGCACAAGUUAGCAAAGAAGAUCGGUUUGCAGACGACUUUGACCGGAGAUGGCCACGAUCGAGGCCUUCUCCAUCUUUUGCGCACAAGGAUCUACCACGUGCUCCUCGACAUCCGUCAAUGUCCCCUGCAUCUUCGCAUCCUAGCUACUCGCCUUCGGAAGGUUCAAGGGUCCUCUUCAAUGAACGCUCAAACAGGCUCGAGCCAUACAGUUCUCAUCCACACAUCCGUCAUCUCCCUGUGGGUCCAGUAUCCAGGAGAGGUUCCCAUAUGGAGCAUAUUCCGCCUCCAAUGGACAUGCGUAGUGGACGAGAUGGACCCUUGCGUUCGCCUGUACAACCAGUGCAAUUGCUCCAAAAACCUGCAGGUGGUUAUGAUCGCUCAUCACGUACAUUGAGAAACGGUCCCGGCCCCCAUCCUCCUUUCGAUAGGACCCGUGAUGGUUUGCCCUCUCCCUCAACGAAUGGGCCGCCAGGUUGGGGCACUGGGCUUCCAUCCGUAUCACCUGUUGAGAAACACGAAGUUAUGCUUGAUAACAGAGGUCGUCGUUUGUCGAACAUGGGGCCUCCACCAUUGCCGUCGUCGUUGAAGCGUGAUGCCACUCGCCAGCUUCCACCACGUAUAUCGACUGGUCCGCCUGGAAAGCUUUUUUCGAGAGAUCCGCAUCAACCUCUCUCCGCUUCUCAACAACAUUUCGAUUCGCCUACUACGACUCAUGGGGGUAGCGUCGUUGCUCAAUCACCCUUGUUGUCCACUAUCUCUGUCACAUCCGAAACCCCUGCCCCAUUCGCGGCUCCCAUGCUGAGUAUCGAAGACGUUCACAAGACCGCCAUGCAUAUCUCGGCUGAGCGCGCAAAGCAACGACGACAGGUGGAAGAAGAGGAGCGGGAGAAAGAGAAAGAACGGGCUCGGCAGAAGGCAGCUGCAUUGGAGGAGAAAUGCAAGGUAGAUGAGGACAAGAAGAACGCUCAAGAAGCGGAAGCCAUAAAACUGAUUCAGGAGGUUGCAGAAGCAGUCAAAUCUCCUUCACAGCAAGUCUUGCAGCUCGAUGCCACGGCCCAACGUAUGACGUCUGUCAAGCCGAUAGGACGACUGCCAUCUUUGAGAGCAUCUGCCAGACCGCCGCUGAUUCCGAGGUCGAUUGUGCCCACUAAUGCAGAGCAAUCGCAAGAUUCCUCAAAAACGGAUUCUUGGCGAAGCAAAGCUCCACCUCCACUGUCACCGCCAGCGCCUCGGGAGAUACCUGCACAACCCCGUGCACCUGCGCCACUGCUGCAGGGAGUAGAAGAGUUUAUUAGCGUUUCUGCAGAUGAGGAUCUCGAGGUGGUAGACUUCUCUGAUAUGGGUAAAUUAGUUGGUGCCCCAACGGUCUCACAAUCAGAGGCACAGCACAAAGGCAUUGAAAGACCAUCCCACCCACCUCGGCCUGUCGCAAGUGACUUCUUUGAAGAUUCUCAGCCUCAGACACUUCCCCCUCGCCCGGAGUCUCCAAAUCUGUGGCGUCGCAAAGCCCCCAUCGAGCUUGUUCGCGAAGUUCUAGCUCCAUCCUCGUUGACGAACCACGAAGUUGCAAAGGAGACUGGGGACAAACAAUUGCAGGAUGCCCCGGCGAGCCUUGCGAGUUCGGAAUCGCUACGCGAGGUAGUGGCGCAUAUACCGCCUUCGAAGGGUUCCUCUAUUGUGGAUGGCUCAACCACAUAUUCGUCUAACCACACGACGUUGCCCACAUCUCCACAACGCCUAACUCGCCCAGGUUUCCGCGAGGCGCCAAUGUCUACUCUCGACGAUACGAUUUCUCGCAUCAAGGGAGCUUUGCAUGACAUGAAAGAGACGGAAUUUGCAAAACAGACCAACAAGGAGACUGCGGAUGCACCGCCCGAACCAGAUGUCACUCAACCUCAGACCAAUGUUAAUGGCCGGGGUUAUUCAGGUGGGCCUAAAUGGCUUCCUCCUGCACUAAGACCGCGUCGAGUCGAAUUUGGGGAGGAAAACGAAGUUUUCGAUGUCACUAGCUGCGAACCACCGCGUUCGCCUCGACUAACUGUUGUAGUCCGCCUUCCCAGCCAAUCACGUCCCUUGGAGCCUAUUCCUAGACGGCAAUAUCACGCUUUGAAGAAUGCACGGUUGCAGAUUCGAUGGGAUAUAAUGUCAUGGGAUCCACCAGUUGAUGGCAUGACAAGGAAAGACUUCUCCUUAAAUGAUGUGCUCUUCAAGAGCUAUCCGCCUCCCAGGGGUAAACCCAAGUUUCGCGUACUCCUUCCUCAAGCACGGCAUCACCGUUCGUCUUCUUCCGCAAUUCCGUUAGGACCCAAGGUCAAUCUUCCUGCUGGAUCAACAAAGCCGGGUCCAUCAUUUGGGCGGUCGAAGGUGGAUGACCUUCUGUCCUGGAGGAGGGUUGCUGUCUGUCCAUCUAUUCCGGAAGCCAGUCCAGACGGCGUCAACGCAGGUUCUCUGGACACAAUCAGUUGCUCGCCUCCUCCUGACCCACCAGAAAUUGCCCCCGCUGCCCAAAGUGUAUUACCAUCCAUCAACAACAAAGCGGAAGCCGUUACGCAACGUCCUAGAGCUCAGCCAAAGAUGCCAGUGGGCUCCGCGGUUGCAUUCUAUCGCGAGAUCCCGUCCGAAACAGCUUGUCAAGAGUUGAAGAAGAACUCGGUGUCCUUCACCGUCUUCAGCGAGCUGGACGAAAUACCGUCAUCACCACAAAGUGAUCCGCCAAGCGCUCUGUUCUCUUCGGCUGUAGACUCGCCUGACAAAAGCUUCCAUUCUAUGGAGACGGUUACAAUCAGUCGCGUUGUGAAUGGUCUCGGAAAAGACACGAGUUCCCCAAGACUUGUUGUCUCGACGCAGCUGGAUUCUAAGAGCUCGGAUGAAUCGGUUGACAGAAAUCUCAUCACCCCUGGAUCUGCGUCAUACAGCACACCAUGGACAAAAUCUCCUUUGAGCUUUUCAUCUGCAAAAGAAUCUCCGGCGAGAGCGCCGGAUCCCGAGCAUUUAAAAGCUGUAUGGUCGCAGCCCUCUGACAAGGCUCCAGUACAUGCAGUAAACUCCCUGGAGGGUAUUGCAGAUGAUCUGACUGCUCUACCGUUCACAUUGCAAGACGUCAAAUCUGAAGAUGGAGAAACUCCCCCUCCCACUUCAGCAGCAAACGUUCCAUCUAAGAUGUCGCUUCAUGAUGUCACUCGCGCAUUCCAGCAAGUACCUACUUCAUCAAAUGCCACUACGAGGAGCAGUAGUACGUUGCCGUCUUCAUCUCCAGCCGGACCCAUUAGCCGUCCUUCCAGUUAUACAUAUGGUCCUGUCCACCCACCAAGCAUGAGCAUCCGGCCCCCUUAUCCCUAUCCGCCGAUGAUGGCCCAUUCACCUAGUCCCACACCACUCGUGUAUCCACCGCCAAGUCCUGCACCGCGUGUACCUGUCAAUGGGCAUUCACCCAUGUUCAGUGGCGGCCAACCGAUAUGGGUGCCUCUCCCACCAACCCAAAGCCACUCUGGUGCAGUGAGGCCAGUAGCUUCACCAUACCCUACGCAGCUGAUGGCGUAUCCCCCACCAAAUGGGGUUCCGUCGAUGUAUGGGCCUCCGCCUAUCUCACACGGCCCGCAGUCACCACAAAUGAACGGAGCUGCUCAACCCCGUCCUCGUAAUAUGAUGAGUCCUGUGUUACAUCCAGCGACUCCUUCGCAUUCAAAUCAUUCAAUGUAUGCUGGGAGUCCUGUGAUGAUGCAUGCGCUUCCUAUGAUGACUCAUGGCCCACAACCCUACAUGGCCGUUGCUGGCCGUGGACAAGGGCGACCUGAUGGUAUGCCUGGGAUGUCGCCAAUGCAGCAAUCACAUUCUGCCCCUCAGUCUUCACAUGCUACUAUGUACAGUCCUGCACAACCUCUACCAUAUGGACGACCAUCGUGGUGAUAUACGUGUCACGCUACCUGACGAUACAUUGAUGUUUCUCUGACAUGUU